Nicotiana attenuata is the source of this 852-nucleotide messenger RNA. RefSeq names its product ATP-dependent DNA helicase PIF1-like. The transcript has a single exon. Bases 1 to 852 code for a protein of 283 amino acids. The record is from RefSeq and is a predicted model, not a curated record. NCBI's taxonomy places the organism in Eukaryota, Viridiplantae, Streptophyta, Magnoliopsida, Solanales, Solanaceae.
AUGCGUGCGAGAAUUGAUCCCUCUUUCUGUGAAUAUUUGAUGCGAAUUGGAAAUGGAAUAGAAAAGACAAAUAUGGAUAACAAAAUACAAAUCCCGAGAUCUUUUAUUGUUCCUUAUACUACUGAAAGACAGUCGUUGGACAUGUUAUUCAAAAUAAUAUAUCCUGAUUUGCAUACUCUUUUUCAGGAUUCCUCUACUUUAACUUCCCGUGUUAUUUUGACGACUAAAAAUGAUUUUGUUGAUGAAAUAAAUAAUAGGCUUAUAACUCAAUUUCCUAAAGAUGCUAAGAUAUUUGUUGCAACUGAUGAAACUAUUGAACCGAAUGAUCAAAGUCAAUUUGAGGAUUUUUUACAUUCAUUGAAUCCUGCUGGUUUGCCUCCUUACAAAUUAAUACUGAAACAAAAUUGUCCCAUCAUGUUAUUACGAAAUUUAAAUCCUUGUGAAGGUUUAUGCAAUGGUACACGAUUGAUAUGCUGCGAUUUUAAGAGUCGUGUUAUAAGCGCUCGAAUUGCAAGUGGUGAUUUUAAGAAUACACAUGUAUUUAUUCCCAGAAUACCAUUAUUAUCUUCAGAUGAUGAAAAAUUACCUAUCCCAUUUAAAAGAACACAAUUUCCUGUACGUCUGUGUUUUGCUAUGACUAUAAAUAAAGCACAAGGACAAACAUUAGAUUAUGUUGGAAUUUAUUUGCGUGAACUAGUAUUUUCUCAUGGUCAAUUAUAUGUUGCUUUAUCGAGGGCGAAAAGUGCAAACUGUGUAAAAAUAUUAAUCCGACCACCUACUGCAGAUAACGACGAUGAUCAAUCUACAUAUAAUAUAGUAUAUGAUGAGAUCAUUCAAAAGGCCCUUCUAUAA